AAACUCUGAUUCUGAUGAAGAAAUUGUGAAAAAGUCACUUCAAUGGAGUUUGCGAACUUCAAACUCUACCUUAACUCGAAGUGGGUAUCGACGGUGGCGAGCAUAUGGAUUCAGUGCACCAGCGGCUCACUCUAUACUUUCUCCAUCUACUCCCAAACUCUCAAGUCCACUCAGCUCUACGAUCAGUCAACGCUCGACCUUGUCUCCGUCUUCAAGGACAUCGGAGUCAACGCCGGCGUCCUCUCCGGCGUCCUCUACGACUUCCUUGCCCGCACAACCACAGCUGGGCCCUGGAUCGUCCACUUCUUGGGCUCGGCCCAGUGCUUCUUGGGCUAUUUCCUUAUGUGGGCCGCCGUAGCCGGCCUCUUUCCGCCUGUACCCGUCCCCGUCAUGUGCUUCUUCAUGUUGGUUACAGCCCACGGGCAUAGUUUCUUCAACACCUCCAACGUUGUCACCGGCGUUCAUAAUUUCCCUCACAACAGCGGCACCAUUGUCGGCAUUUUGAAGGGAUUUCUUGGUCUAAGUGGAGCAAUAUUAAUUCAAGUGUACAAAACAUUAUUCAACAACAAGCCUAUGUCGUAUCUUCUGAUGCUAGCACUCUUACCACCUAUAAAUGCUUUGCUGCUUAUGUGGUUUGUGAGAAUCCACAACACUCGUCAGGAUGAAGAAAGGAAGUAUUUGAAUAUAUUUUCUGUGAUGGCUAUGGUUGUUGCUGCAUACCUUAUGUUUGUUAUAAUUCUAGACAACAUCUUUAGCCUGCAAUCAUCGGUGCGCAUCUUUAUACUUGUUGUUCUUGUGUUGUUGCUUGCCUCACUUCUCUUCAUUGCAUUUAAAGCACACGAAAAGUGCUCUGGCGAAAGAAGUUUAGAAGAUUUUCUGGAUGAAAGGGCACAACUAAUUGUGGAGCCUGAAAAGGUGGAUGCAAGGUCAGAUUCUUUGAACAAUCGAAUGACUAGUUUGCAACUAGGAGAAAACCUGAAUCUUUUCCAAGCAGUGAAAACUGUGAACUUUUGGAUUUUUUUUGUUUCUGUUGCUUGUGGUAUGGGAUCAGGAGUUGCAACUGUUAAUAAUUUGGGGCAAAUAGGGGAAUCUCUUGGUUACACAAGCCAUGAGACAGGUUCCUUGGUUUCUUUGUGGAGCAUUUGGAAUUUUCUAGGUCGAUUUGGAGGAGGUUAUGUGUCAGAUUAUUAUUUGCACACAAGAGGAUGGGCAAGACCUUUAUUCAUGGUGAUCACUUUAAUGGUGAUGAGCAUUGGUCAUGUGGUGAUUGUUUCUGGACUUCCAGGUGCCCUAUAUGCUGGUUCAGUAUUGGUGGGUAUUUGUUAUGGCUCUCAGUGGUCACUCAUGACCACUCUCACUUCUGAGAUAUUUGGUGUUGCAAAUAUGGGCAGCAUAUUCAACACCAUUAGUAUAGCAAGUCCUGUGGGUUCUUAUGUAUUCUCUGUCAGAGUAAUUGGAUAUGUAUAUGACAGAGAAGCAUCGGAAGGAAACACAUGCAUUGGAACUUCUUGUUUUAUGUUUUCAUUUCUCAUAAUGGCAUCUGCCACUAUUCUGGGUUCUCUAACAGCAUUACUUUUGUUUUUUCGGACCAAAGAUUUCUAUGCUCAGGUUAUACUCAGAAGAAUUCAAAAUAUUCAAAAUACUGUGAGGGAAUAAUGGAUUCUAUCAGGGAUUGAAUGACUAAAAAGUAAUGUCAGAGCUUUUGUUUAGCUUUCUGAGUGUGUUUACAGGUUUAAUUCACUUUGAUUCUUGUGAUAUAUGAUGCUA
Messenger RNA from Vigna umbellata (rice bean), 1767 nucleotides. Its product is annotated as protein NUCLEAR FUSION DEFECTIVE 4-like. Gene Ontology annotation, cellular component: membrane. NCBI's taxonomy places the organism in Eukaryota, Viridiplantae, Streptophyta, Magnoliopsida, Fabales, Fabaceae. The record is from RefSeq and is a predicted model, not a curated record.